GGAAGUGUAGAUCGCUGGGGAACAUACCACGGGUAGGCUAAUAGAGAUCUGAUAUGCGCCAAUGAUCAUUGUAUAUAUUACGAUUUCGUUGCGCUCGCGGAUAUUUUAAAGAGGAGUAACUUAUGAUCCACUAAUCCCACGGGCCUCACCAAGAAUACCUAAGUACAAUCUUGCCUAAAUGCCUGCCCACUCGGCUUACGUUAGGUGUCUCUUAGCCUUUAGGUAUUCUUCAUUAUGAUUGUGGAUGUCGUCUGAGAAAAUUAAUGCCUAGAUUGAAGCUCAAAAGAAGAAAUCCCACCCCCUUACCGAUAGUGAAGCAGAACCUUGGCGACAGCUCUAUCAAUGAGUUUACCGAUCAGAAUGACAAGCUUGCUGACUUCGCCGUCGAGUCACAACGCCUAUCUGUUGGAAAGGGGAUUCCGGGUCUAGAUCCAUGGUCCACCGACCUACCCCUAUUUAAUAAUUACUGGACCGAGUGGGUUCAAUCUCAGUGUUAAUUUCCUUGUCAAGAUCACGGCAAGUGUAGCUAUGUAGCUAAAGAUGAUGAGACGAAAAAUUUCUUGUAUUGGACUAACGAGGACGUGGCGGUCAGGCUCUUGUCAGAUAGGCACUGGGGCAAACACCUUGGGAUGAGAAAUCGCCCACUUAUUAUCCUGAUCCUGAUCCUUAAGGGGGGACAAGGCUACAGCUCUCGAUGUUUAUAUGUGUCUGCUGCUACACUAUGGCUCAUCUGCGCAAUAGAUGGCAUGUACUAAACAGCGUUAUUGGGCGGAAGCAGAGCCUAGGAGUGCCUGCGUACUGGUACCAAUUAGAGCAUCAAUAAAGUAAACCAACAUAGUGAUUAAUAGAGCAAUGGUUUAUACAGGAUUCAGUGGUUAAUACCAUAUAAUGGAGUCUACAGACAAUCCCAAAGUUACCCUGGUCCUACAGCCCAAACGCUAACUUAAUAUAG
Molecule: messenger RNA, 952 nt
Organism: Daldinia loculata
Lineage: Eukaryota; Fungi; Ascomycota; Sordariomycetes; Xylariales; Hypoxylaceae
Exons: 2
Coding region: 264-497 (77 amino acids)
Source: RefSeq, a predicted model, not a curated record